AUGGAUGAUCCGGCAGGAACUUUGACGCAGGAGUUUUCUCGCAUGGCGACAAGCGAUCGAGAUACUUUAAUCAGGCAAUUCCAACAAAUUCUGGGGGAAGAUCAUGUUUUAUCCCCUCACACAUGUGCAUUUUUUUUGGAUAUGACCAACUGGAAUGUACAAGCAGCACUUGGUGCGUAUUACGACUACGGGACCGUAAAUAGUGUUGGAUUACCGCCUCCGGAGUAUGCAACAGUACUGCCAUCAAUGCAGUUUGUACAAGACAUAACGAUUGGAGAAGGUGAAAGUGUUCCUCCUUCUACGCACUUUGUCAAAACUUGGAGGGUCAGAAAUAACGGUCCUGAAUCAUGGCCACCAGGGACUUAUAUUGGUUUCAUGGAAGGCGAUAAACUUACGAACGUAUUGAAGUCUUGGGUGCAGCCACUGGGUCCUGAAGAGGAGGGUAACAUAAGUGUAGAAAUGGUCAGUCCAGCAACAAAAGGAAUUUAUCAGAGCAGGUGGCAGCUGAAUACCAGUCUUGGAAUCCCUUUUGGAGAAUCGAUAUGGUGCAUUGUCACAGUUGAUGACUGGGGGAUCUUGGACAUUACACAGCAACUAGCUAGUACUCCAAUUGGUUGUGCUUCAAAUCCAAAUAAUAAUGUCAACCCUUUUUCUAGGAGUAUACAUUUUGGAGCUUCAACUGAAAACAAUAAUGAAGGGCAGGAAGAGCCGAACGACAUGUGCGAGGCCAACGAAAGCAUAAGUGAUAGUUCAACGCCUAGUGCCAACGAAGUAAUUUUUGCUACUGUUAAUCGUUUACCACAGGAUUGGUCUACAUCAAAUGUUCUGACUUCUAUGGCUGUUUCUCAGCCGAUCAACAUAUUGAAGUUGGACGAUACUCCUGAUGCUCCACCUUGUACUCCUUGUACUCCACCACCUUAG
Enterobius vermicularis (human pinworm) is the source of this 921-nucleotide messenger RNA. The record is from the annotation of a GenBank genome assembly. Lineage: Eukaryota; Metazoa; Nematoda; Chromadorea; Rhabditida; Oxyuridae.